Molecule: messenger RNA, 1347 nt
Organism: Pyrenophora tritici-repentis Pt-1C-BFP
Lineage: Eukaryota; Fungi; Ascomycota; Dothideomycetes; Pleosporales; Pleosporaceae
Product: BASP1 multi-domain protein
Biological process (GO): Golgi to plasma membrane protein transport; regulation of exocytosis
Cellular component (GO): cytosol; plasma membrane; cortical endoplasmic reticulum
Molecular function (GO): phosphatidylinositol transfer activity
Source: RefSeq, a predicted model, not a curated record
AUGGCAGCGAAACCGGAAGAAGUAAACACAGCGCCCGUCGAGGCCGUCAAUGCACCUGUCGGCGCUAGCGUAGAGACGCAACCCGAGCCUCAGCUCACGGCCGAGACUACCGAGAAGAAAGACGAAUCCGCGGCAGUGGAGACCACAACGGCAGCUGUGGCUGAUCUCUCGGUUGCAGAGAAGAAGGAGGAUGACAAGACUGUAGAAGGGGAAUCACCUGUCGUGGCCAGCGAUAUUCCAGUUGCGGAGAAGAAAGAGGAUGACAAGCCCGCGCAAGAAGCAACGCCUGCAGCUGUGAGCGAAGCUCCAGCUGCGGAGAAGACAGAGGAAGCAGCACCGGCAGAUGUCCCAGUCGUAGACCAAAAGAUCGAGGAGGAGAAGACUGUAGAGCAAGCAGCCUCUGCAGCGGUCACAACAACAGCGGAAGCCACACCCAGCGACGCCAACGCCAACGUCGAGGCCUCGGAAAAGCCCGAAGCCAGCCCCGAAGCCAGCACAGAAACACCCACAUCAGGAACCAUAUGGCCCCAGACAGGCCCCGAGCACCCCCUCACGCGAUUCUACGACGCCUUCGAAGAGCUCGUCGCCUCCGCCUCGCACAAUGAGGUAUACGGCAUCGAGCUCAGCAAGAACAACGAGUUCCACACCAAGCUGAUUCUCCAAAAGUUUCUGCGUGCCAACCAGAACGACCUUGAAAAGGCAAAGACACAGCUCCUCAAGACGCUGAAAUGGCGGAAGGAGUUCGACCCCAUCAAAGCCGCGAGCGAGACAUACGACAAGGCCAAGUUCGACGGGCUAGGCUACGUGUUGGAAGUCGAGGGCGUACCCGAGAGUCCCAAUGCAAAGGACAUUGCUACAUUCAACAUCUACGGCGCUGUCAAGGAUAACAAGGCCACAUUUGGGGAUUUGGGUCUCUUCCUACGUUGGCGUGUCGGCCUCAUGGAGAAAUCCAUCCAAGCCCUCCGUCUCUCCUCGGCCACAACCCCUAUCCCCGACUACGGCCAAGGCCCAGACCCCUACCAAGGCUUCCAAGUCCAUGACUACCUCCAAGUCUCCUUCCUGCGCCGCGACCCCCUCGUCAAGACAGCCACCAACAAGACAAUUGAGAUACUCGGUGCGCACUACCCAGAGACGCUGUCGCGCAAGUUCUUCGUCAACGUCCCGGCAGUUAUGGGAUGGGUGUUCCAGGCAGUUAAGCUGGUGGUGGCUAAGGAGACGAGUAAGAAGUUCGUAGUGCUGAGUAAUGGGGGUGCGCUUGCGGGUGAGUUGGGCAAGGGUGUGCCCAAGAGCUAUGGGGGUGAGAAGGAGGAGUUGGCAGUUUGUGCCGAGGGCAUGAAGAUGGAGUGA